This is a messenger RNA of Rana temporaria (common frog), 2162 nucleotides long. RefSeq names its product UDP-GlcNAc:betaGal beta-1,3-N-acetylglucosaminyltransferase 5 (gene B3GNT5). Lineage: Eukaryota; Metazoa; Chordata; Amphibia; Anura; Ranidae. The coding region runs from base 558 to 1712 and encodes 384 amino acids. The record is from RefSeq and is a predicted model, not a curated record. The transcript is spliced from 2 exons. Gene Ontology annotation, biological process: brain development. Gene Ontology annotation, cellular component: membrane.
GCAGCGCUCUUGUGUAGUUUAGUGGUGGGGGUAGCUGAAAGGGGUUAUACAGCAAGUGAGAUGUUCGGUACUGAGGGGGACGGCGGCGGGCCAGGUGUGAGUAUACCAGACGGGUGUAUUAUAUAGGUCAGUGUCCGGGAGGCUCCAGGUGUGUUUUGAACACGUUGCUAACUAACUACAAACCUGAUCAGAGGAGACGUCAUCCGAAUAGGAGAGUGGAUGGACGUGUCUGUCAUCUGUGUAACCUAGGGAGGAGUGUGACAACCAGGAGUCCCAGCUAAACAUUCAUUCCUCUCUGAUCAUUCUGCACCCGUUGGAAUCAUCUAUACCCUAUGGAUUAAUCGAUCUGAUGCACUAAGAAGAGAAGUUCUAGUUGAAGGAUAUGACCGUGGUCGUCUAUGAAUCAAAUAGCAUGGAUACUUUAUAUUUGAAGAGUUGGCCUUGCUUUUGGAAAAGUUUCUUGGAUGUGUGACUUACGUCUUCAUUUACAAUGAUCCUUUAUGUUGGAGAUAAGGCUGACUUUCUGAGAACUAUAUGAAUCUGGUGUAAACGUUUAAAUGUGCAAGCUCCCCAGAAUGUAUCUUACUAGCAGGAAGUUAAGAAGAUGCCAGUUUCUUCAAGUAAUGGCCUCUUGUUUUGUGGUGUCUUUCAUGCUGAUGUGGGUUCAGGAUGACAAUGAUUUUGUAAACCACAUAAAAUCUUACUCCUACCGAUAUUUUAUAAACCGUUAUGGUUUUGUGAAUAGUAGCUUGACCGUUGUGCGAGAGAAAUCUGACAGCUCGAGGAACUUCAAGUACUUGAUUAGUAAUAAAGACAAAUGCCAGGAGGAGGAUGUGCUGCUCCUGCUGUUUGUAAAGACCUCGCCAGAAAACCGAAGACGGCGUGAUGCAAUCAGGUCCACCUGGGGCAAUGAAGAUUUCAUACGUUCCCAGUAUGCUGCCAACAUCAAGGUCAUGUUUGCUCUUGGAGUAGAUCAGGACCCUAUAAAACGCAAUCUGCAACAGAAGCAGCUCGAAAUGGAAAACAAAGUCUAUCAUGACUUGAUACAGCAAGAGUUCCUGGACACAUUUCACAAUUUAACUCUAAAGUUACUCCUGCAGUUUGGAUGGGUGAAUACAUACUGUCGCGAUGCAAAGUUUAUUAUGACAGCAGAUGAUGACAUCUUUGUUCAUACCCCCAAUUUGAUUUCAUACUUGAAAGAUAUGGAUCUAAUGGGUGUCCAAGAUUUCUGGAUUGGUAGAGUACAUCGUGGAUCGCCUCCAGUAAGGAACAAAAAUAGCAAGUAUUAUGUCCCAUAUAAAAUGUAUCCGUGGACUGCUUAUCCUGAUUACACUGCAGGGGCUGCCUAUGUCGUUUCUCGGGAUGUGGCAGCCAAAGUGUAUGAAGCAUCACAGACAUUAAAUACCAGCUUAUACAUCGAUGAUGUUUUCAUGGGAAUUUGUGCCAAUAAAAUGGGGAUUGUUCCUCAACAUCACUUGUUCUUUUCAGGGGAAGGUAAGGCGCCCUAUCACCAGUGCAUCUAUAACAGGAUGAUGACAUCUCAUGGACACAUUGAUGAUCUUUUUUCUUUGUGGAAGCAAGCCACUGAUCCUAAAGUGAAAGAUUUAACAUCUGGCUUCUGGGGACACGCCUACUGCAAGGUGGUUAACAUUCUGCUUCUUUGCAAGUUUCAAUAUGAUGGAACAUAUCCAUGUUCUGCUGCAUGGUCCUAAUGUUCUGCAUAAGUAUUUGUGGUUAGUUGGCCAAUUCUGGUGCUGGAUCAGAGACCUGCAAGUGAAAUCACUAUAUAGCUAAACUAACAUUCUUUCUGUGGGCACUAUUUUCAAAGGAAAACUGGGUCAAAGACAACUAAAUGGAUACAAAUUUACAUUCAUAGUUUGCACUAGCACAAGAACAUUUGGAAUAUGAUUCCUACAGGCAACACCUACUUUUUUUUUUUGCACAAGUUUGUGUGUGUUGCAUAAAUACAAACAUUCGGCGCUGUGCUACCUAAAACUAAGGAUAUGAUUGUUGGCCCAACUAAUGGGAAAUAAAAUCCAUGUCUAAGUGUUAAUUUCAAAGCCAGAGAUCUAAGGGAUUCUUAAUAUGUUUGGGUGCAAGUAAACCCUUGGCUUAAAUUACAUAUGAUUUAUCCAGCAAAUAAACCAAAGUGCUGCAUCUAA